This is a messenger RNA of Alexandromys fortis (reed vole), 1697 nucleotides long. It is a transcript of the gene Cbln4, whose product is annotated as cerebellin 4 precursor. Bases 1 to 606 code for a protein of 201 amino acids. Gene Ontology annotation, molecular function: protein binding. Gene Ontology annotation, cellular component: synapse. Lineage: Eukaryota; Metazoa; Chordata; Mammalia; Rodentia; Cricetidae. The transcript is spliced from 3 exons. The record is from RefSeq and is a predicted model, not a curated record.
AUGGGCUCCGCGCGCCGGGCGCUGUCCGUGGUACCGGCUGUUCUGCUGGUUUUCGCACUGCCUGGGCUGCCUGUCUGGGCACAGAAUGACACCGAACCGAUCGUGCUGGAGGGCAAGUGUCUGGUGGUGUGCGACUCGAACCCAGCCACAGACUCCAAGGGAUCAUCAUCUUCUCCACUAGGGAUAUCGGUCCGAGCAGCAAACUCUAAGGUGGCCUUUUCGGCGGUUCGGAGCACAAACCACGAGCCAUCCGAGAUGAGCAACAAGACGCGCAUCAUUUACUUUGAUCAGAUCCUGGUUAACGUGGGCAAUUUUUUCACACUGGAGUCUGUUUUUGUGGCACCUAGGAAAGGAAUCUACAGUUUCACUUUUCACGUGAUUAAAGUGUACCAGAGCCAAACAAUCCAGGUUAACUUGAUGUUGAAUGGGAAACCAGUCAUAUCUGCUUUUGCUGGAGAUAAAGAUGUGACCCGGGAAGCCGCCACCAACGGAGUACUACUGUACCUGGACAAAGAAGAUAAGGUUUACCUAAAACUGGAGAAAGGUAACUUACUUGGCGGCUGGCAGUAUUCCACGUUUUCUGGCUUUCUGGUGUUCCCUCUAUAGAACUUGACUUCUCCGUGAUGCCCGUGCGUGAGGGCGCUCACCCCUGGGUUACCAGAAGACCACGUUUUACCCUUGGAUCGAUGUCCCUUUUGUUUCGCUCAUGAGUGACCAUGGAUUCUCUUUAAGGAUUCUAGACCCGUCUGGAGAAACAUACAUGUCACAGAUUAUCUUCACGUGUGUGCCAGUUUCCUUAUGUGUCAGUCAGGACUCCAAAGCCGGAAAUCCCUAAAUCUGCUUACAGGUUAACGGUCAGAAGUUGUCUCAAGGUUCGUUCUAUUUAGUUUCCUGCGGUUACUGCAUUGGGGUUUUCAGUUCUUUGUUUUUGAAACGCCGGCAAGCUUGUCUGAAAGUUAGAAACCUUGGAAGUUCUGACUUCAGUGGUUAUUAUGGAACUGCCAAAGACUCGUAUAUCGUGUGGGUACAUCGAUUACACUUGUCUUCUUUUCCUUUUUUGGAAUUAUAAUUACUUUGGCAUUGGUUUGUUUUGUUCUCUUAAGGUAACUGGAAUUGUAUUUUAGUGAGUGUCGUUGUGUUUUCUCUACCCGUAAGGUAAGAAACAAAUGGCUUGCCUCAAAAUGUAACUUAACUCUGAGCUCACCCACAUGACCUCCCUCUUGUUCCCUAAAAUGAAUGCUCCAUAGUUGUAUUUUAAUUAUAUAUGUGAAAGAGUCAUAUUUUCCCAAAUUAUAUUUUCUAAUAGGAAAAACGGAUCAUAAUCUGACAAAGAAAAAGUUACUUACCCCAAUUCUAAAUGCUCAGUCCCCAAACCUUGGCAAAAUAGCUCCCCUUGGUGGAAAAUCUUAUACUUUAUUGCUCAGCUUUAAUUAACGUGAUUGAUAAUAACCACUUUAUUAAGACCAUAAGGGAUUAUUUUCCCCUUCAACAUGACCAUGUUAUUAACUGGAGAUGGUACGCCCUUGUUUUUAAUUAUAUCUAUUUUUCAAAUCUCCUGUUGUGUUUGAAAUAUCAUCUGGUUUUGCCUUAAUUCCUUAACUUGUGUAUAUAUAUAUAUAUAUAUUUAUCUGUUCAGCUAAUAUUAAAUCCAGAUACUCCAUAACAAAAUUUAGUGCAAUAUCUUAUUUUGUCUUUUG